AUGGCAAAAAACAAGAGGAAAAGAAAACUCAAAGAGCAGGACUUUCAAAAAGUGAAGCUGAAAGUUGGAAAGAAACUGCAACCUGCACAGAAUGCCACAGACACUUCGUUCAAGUCGAGAUCGAUAUUCAUUCCAACUCAACUUCAGAAAGACUUGGAGCCUACAAAUCAAAGAAAUCAAACCCUCAAGGUAAAAUGGAGCUUAAGUGUAUCGGCAAGUCAAAAAAAGUUAAAGAAAGUGAGACCUACUGGGUGCGCAAUUAUUGUAAUGUUGUGCCGCAUAGCACUGUGAAACGAAGAUUUCUCUUCUUACCUUGUUAAGGUCCCCUAAUUCCCUUCACAAAGACUAUAAACACUCAUUGGAGUUUAUAACUCAUUUUUAGCCUCUGCUAGUGUUCACAGUUGAGGGGAAGGGGAGUGUACUCCUUGGCAGGGUUUUCAUUAGGAAUUAAUUCCAGUAGCGGGAGAAAGGUGUAACAUUACAAGAGAAUAUUUUGAAAGAGGCUCCAUAUCUGAAUAAAAAUGAGCCAUAAUCAGCCAAACAUUUGCCAGAGAAUUCUGCAUACUUAAUGGGGACUCCACGACCUAAUGAACACCCUGCCUUGGAAUUCCUUGUAUAGUUUUGCUGCCCAGCUCCCGAAACCCUGACCAUAUGUCAGGCCAAACUGUGCAAUUUUCCACAUCCAUUUUUAGAUGUAGCAGAUGUAUAAUGCAGAAUGGUAGAUAUAGAAUAGAUAUAGAUAUCAAAUUUUCAAGUAGACCGAUUGCUGCCAUCUGUUCACUGCAAUAAUGUUAUUUCAUUUGUAAAGCACAAGUCUGCUCAAGGCAGAUUUUAAUCAUCUGGCCCUGGUUGUUCAAACGUCGGAUAGUGCUAUCCACCGGAUAAAUCACUAUCCAGCAGGUAAGUAUUGGGGAAACCACUUGCACUAUCCACUGGAUAGAGAUUUAUCCGGUGGAUAGCGCUAUCCAGCCUUUGAACAACCAAGGCCUGCAAAAUGGUAAUCUUUAUUCUUGACUUUGACACUAAUAAAGACCAAAGACUCUUAUAGGAGUUUUUGGACACCAUUGUGGACCAGGUUUUGUCAAACAUUGUCCAACAACAGACUGUAGACAGGCCACAUAAGCUAUGACAUGCUGCUGAAGAACAAAAAUUGUAUUUUUUUCAUAGGACUUGCUUGCACAAGUUGGUCAUUACAGUGCGACAACAAGACAGGAAGCACUUGUUGGUCUGAAAGAUCUCUUUCAGUGUCAUGAGUAUCUCCUUGAAGAUAAUCUGGGAAUUAUUAUUAAACGGGUUGCAGAGAGAAUGACAGACAAUGAACCAUCUGUAAGACAGUCACUUCUUCUGUUGCUCUGCUUUAUAUUCCCAAUGGUACCACAAGAAAGAAUGGCCCCAUUUUCCUCACUUAUCAUAGCUCAUUUGAGCUGUGCCAUGACCCAUAUUUAUGAUGACAUCCAGCAUGAUUCACUGGGUUUUCUGGAGCUAUGCCUCCGAUACUUUCCAAAUUUCAUGGUGACAAGUUCAGUGCAGUUAAUUCACAACUUCGUCGGUAUGAUUUCACAUCAAAGUUCCCCUGGGGGGAAGAAGUCGAAAGGAUUGCAACUUGCAGGUGGAAAAGGACUCUCUGUGAAUCCAAAAGGGAAGCUUUCUUCUCUUAGGUCACGCUUGAAAGUGUUGCAGCAGUUACUUGCAUUCUUAAAAGCUCUGGAAUUAUCAUCAAAUCCUUGUCAAGAAAAUAGCACCUUUUGUUCCAAGAAAAAUGGCUUGUCUACUAGAAAACCUAUUUUUUAUUUCAGUAGAACCCAACCAACACAAGUUCAAAUAUUACAACAUUCUGUUGAUGAGCCCAAAUGUCUACCAUUUCAUCUGGAUGACAGUUCAACAUUAAGUCAAUCACCAACGGGGAUUGACGGUAAAUCCAAUAUCUUGACUGAUGAAGAACAAGCAAAGGACUUUAUGGAGAUAAUUGUACCCUUGUUAUUGGAGUGUUGGAUCGAGUGCAAUCCCGCUGAAAUGACAACUGGCCUACAAGACAGCGUGUCUUCAUCAGCCAUUGAUGUGAUGCUGGCCAUAGUGGAAAUUCUCAAAGUUGUCUUGAAAGCAUCACAGAACAAUCAAUGGAAGAUUUGCAGAAUUUCUGAGCACAAAUCAGUUGUCAUUUGCUGGUAUGAUAAAUAUCUGAAAGAUCUCAAUCACCAUUUUAUGACCUACUUUCCAUUUACAGCAAAUCCGACACCGUCAUUCAAGAAAGGAAAGAGAAAACUUGGAAAGUCAUCUCAGCAAGUUGAAGGUGAAAACCACAGUGCAUCAGUUUUGACCUUGAACCUUAUCAUUUGUGAGAUUAUGCUGCAGUUUUUGAGCAAUGGUGUCGCUUCACAGAAGAAACUCCAACUGUCAGUCAAGAAGUUGGAGGAGUUUGUUAUUGAAUCCUUGCAGUUGAAGGCCCUAGGAGGUGACAAGGCACAGUUGCUUCAGACAGAGCAUGUUGAGAGUCUUGUCAAAUUUGCAGAGAAGAUUAUUACCCAUCGCUGCUCCAGUGAUCAAAAAGGUAAUUCAUGCAGACAGUGGGGAUUGGAAGAAACACACUGAAUCAAUACCAUGAUCCUCCAGAAAAAUUUAAGUAGAAGGAGGAAAACAUUAAGUAGGAAUUGGGGGGGACGGGGCUCAUAUGAGUGCAACACCACGAUUGCUUCCAGACUACCCUGCUUUUAAGUAUUCCAUCUGACUUUUGUAGUCUCACUUCUUGCAUUGUGCUUAAAUUUUAGACAGAAUUAGAUAGAUGACUAUGACUGGGUAGAUGACUGCAGGGAAGGCAGGGAGUUGAAAAACGUUUGGUUUGUUGUUGUUGUUGUUGUUGUUUUUCUGUUAAAGCAGGCAGGUUUCAUGCUUAUAAUAUAGUUGCCAGAGAUUAUCUCCAGCCACUUGCCUUAAGUGACAGGCUAUCUAGUUCAUGAAACACUUGCCACUUGAACUUUUCUGGUUUCUUAAGUGCCCAAAAUCAACCAACAUGUUCAAGGAAAAAUCAACUUAAAAGUAUUGUUGCAAAGUUUUCACUUAAAUGGUGACAUCACAGAUUUUUUUCACAAGCUCAAAAGUUACAGCUACAUCACAUUUCUAAUGUAAUCAACUCUAUGUGGAAAAUCAAAGGUAAUAGAUCAGUCACAUUAAAGUGCCCCUGACCCUUCAAUUUGUUUUCUUUUGGUAGAUUUCCAUAUCCUUUAAGAAUUCAUUUUCGAAAAAAAUUUUCAGAAAUAUUGAAUCCUUUUUUUUAUGAGCACUAAAAGUGAAGGCAGUCUUGUCGAUAUUUUCACCUAUCGUUCACAUUAGUCCCCCACUUGGCCAAAUGUGUCCAAAUAUGGGGCGUGAUGUAAGAAAAGGACAUUGUGCAAAAAUAUGCGAAGAUUUGCGGUAAUGCUUUAUUGUUAAACAGAGAAAAUGGUUGAAAAAUGUGUGGUUUUUGGAUGCAGCAACUCUCGAAAUAAAGAGAAAGGAAUCAGCAUGCAUACGAUUCCUUCUGAUCUUCGAUCGCACUAUACUUUCAAUGCUUUGUGCUUUGGAGUGGCGUCCUUUUCUUACGUCACAGCUAAAAAAAAAUAUGGUCGAUUAUCGGACCCUUCUCACUGGCUCUUUCCUAAUGAGUCCACGAGACAAAAAUUUUUCCAGCCGGGCUUAAGGUAUCAUCCAGGGUAAAAACCCAUCAUUUUUCGAAAUUUUCAAUUUUUAGAUGAUUAAGUAGAGCUCAUCAAGAGCUUUCUUUUAAAAAAAAUUCCAGAAAAAAAUGUUUUUUCUGUCCAGACUUAUGGAGCGCAAAAUUUUUUUCUAUGCUAAUUGUUUUAAUUGAUCGUUGACAAGUCCUGUCAUACUUGAUAUGCAUGCCGCUGUUGAACCAAGCUAAUCACGCAAUUUGACAGAAAUCGUGGUCUACAAGUAUAGUGCUCACUGUUUUUCCCUGGAAUUUGGAAGUGAAUGCCUCCAAAGAAGAAAAAAGAGCUUGUCCGUUUUCGUCCUUGACUCCAAGACGAAAGAAGACGACAAAAUCGUUUUGCAAAGUGUGGGUUUCGAAAUUAGCAGAGAGUGACAAGGGCUCCUACUACAAUCAAGAAAAAUGGCUAAAAGAUGACAAAGCUUCUGAAAAACCCAUUGAAACUACCGCGAAAUUGAGUUUCACGAGUUUUCUCGAAAUGAAAAUCAGAGCAAGUUGAGGGUACGUUUUAAACUCCAAGUCGGCAACCCGUGAACCAAUUUGGCUGAAAUUUGGCCAACUUACUGUCAGAUAGUUUUUCUAAAAAACCGUGUCUGCGAAUUUUUUUUUUUUUCGUUUUCGAGUAAGAGUAUUUUUUUCACAGGUAGUGCUAAUGAUUUGCUACCCCUAACUUCAACUGCUUAUAACAAAAGAACAAAACCACUUGACAAAAAUCUGAGACGCGGUUUUUCAGUCAAACGUGUUAAGAAGCGAAUGCGAUCUUAAUUGGCUUCUUCCGUUUAUUUUUGGCUGGCCUGGACUUAAAUUUACAGCGACACCCACUUUCACAAAAAGCUUCUCAUUUCUGAAUCGCGUUAAUAUUUUGAUUUUUUAAAAGGAAUAAGCAAUAAUCUGGAACUAUUAAGCUUUCAGAAAAUGUACGGUUUAUGGGGGUAUUUAUUAAAAGCAAAAGCGCUAGCGCCGAUCAACGCAGGGAGGGUGCUUGAGGGUGGAUGAUACCUUAAAGUGCGCAAAAAUUUAAAAAAUUUCAGUAACUUUUAGCGUUCGUGAAAAAAAAGGAUUCAAUAUUUCUGAAAAAAAAUUUUCGAAAAUGAGUUCUUGACAGAUAUGGAAAUCUACCAAAAGAAAAACAAUCAAAGGGUUAGGGGCACUUUAAACAGUAACUUGUGUCUCCUCGCAUUUGAAAAUUAAUUAAUCAUCCUUACAAUAUUUAUAGUACUUGCAUACAUUAUUGGAAAGUAAGUGAGGGGUCAAAAGAGGCCAUUUUAUAAUGUAUAAAACUCUGCAGACGUUUAAUGUUUAGGUGUAUUUUCCCAUCUUAUUUUCCUUUCAGAACAUGACUGUGGCAUUGUCAAGGAAUUACUUGAUGCAAGUUUUGUCUUGUACCAAUCAAGCCAUAUCAUGUCUGGGACCAAGCAGGUGCUGAUGAUGUUUUUUGCUAACCUUGCAUUCUCUGAGAACCUCAGUUUGUCAAGGUAAACUUGGGAGCACUUUCACUUCUAAUAGCAGCAGAAGAAAAUUUAUUUCUUUUGUAAAAUCCUAAAAAGUUAACAUUGCUCUGCAAAUUGGCUGCAAUAAGGGUUUCAUUUGAAUGGUUAACCCUUUAAGCCCCAAUAUCCACAUACAAAUUCUCCAAACUGAUCUUCAUACAUCUCCUUUAAGAAUUAGUUGAGAGAAUUUGAUAAAAGAUCAUGGAAGUUUCUCUAUGAUGAUCAUUUUAUUAACUCUCAUAACUUUAUCUCUGGACAGUGUAUGGAUAUUGUUAGGAGAAAAUUGUUGUUGGUCACUAUUGACACUUAAAGGGUUAAACACCACAGGAUUCACUAAGUUAAUUAUAAAAGAUGACAAAUGAAAAUAACUUUGUCAUGAUGUUGUCUAUAAGUAAAAGGUUAAAAAGUGUCAAGACUAAUCUUACUUUGCUAAAUGCGAGAAAACAUCUCCCUUUGUACCAACACUUCUAUACUACAGAUGCCUCCCUGUUACAGGUGAGAAUCAGAAAGAGAAAAGUCCAAGUAAGGCUUAAAUUUGACUGAUGAUUCUCUUACAACAGGAAUAAGGCGCUGCAUGAAUUGAUUCAGAGAUGGCUUGAUGGUUUGCCAAGUUUGUUAGUGCAGCUUAAAAACAACAGUCCUUCCCUCACUGAACUUAUUCUUGGCAUCCUGAAGAAAGCUCUGAUGCAAAAACGUUUGAUCCCGGAGAGCAACUUUUUUCAAUAUUUGGCUACAUUUUUCUGUAAGUAGUGUUACACUCUAAGCUUUAUUUAACCUAAAAAUUUGUGACACAGUUAUCCAACUAAAACGGCAUGUCUGUGUUGUGUUUCAGUUUUAUUUGUGGGUCAAAUGUUAUUAAAUAUUUUUGCUUAGUUCAAGCUAAUUUACAGACAUUAACACACCCAAACUGAAUAAAAAGGAGAAUAAUAAAUAAUUAAUAUGAAACAAAGAUAAUUGAACCAUAACAUUGACAUGUACAUGUAUCUUCAAGGGAAAGCUGUGGUUCCCCCUCUCCCCCUCCCACCCUUACCCAACUUAUCAAAAAAUCUUACAUCGUUUAAACUCAUCGCUAAUAAUGAGCUUGGGAACUGGUGCCUUAAAGGUUAGUGGGGGGCCAAAUGCAAUAAGCAGAGAGGAGGUAUCCAUGGCAACCCUGGAAGCGGGAACCACCCCAGGAGCAGCCACUAACCGGCACCGUCACACUGAAUAAAUUCAGUGGAGAUAUUUACCUAAGAGAAUACUUACCUGAGAAAAUACUUACCAAACCACCAGGCAGGGAGGGAGGAGAGGGAGCAAGAAUCCGCAAUGAUUUGCAAGAAGGCAAACAUUGAUCCGCGACUAUCAGCAAGAAUCCGCACUGAUUUGCAAGAAGGCUAAGAAAUGAUCCGCUACAAUCAGCAAGCAAAGCUACAAUGCAAAGCAACACUAGCAAAAGGGCACACAAGGAGCCCUGCAAUUCCCCGCGGGCUGCCCCGUAGGUCACAUACUGAAGUGGGAGAAGACUGCUGGCCAACUCGCUCGAGUUUAACUUUGCCUAAAUGAUAUUUAGCCACAUUUAAACUCAUCGCUAAUAAUGAGCUUGGGAACUGGUGCCUUAAAGGUUAGUGGGGGGCCAAAUGCAAUAAGCAGAGAGGAGGUAUCCAUGGCAACCCUGGAAGCGGGAACCACCCAAAGAAACCCGUCUCCAGGUGCUUGGAGAACGGAGGGACCCGUCAACAGGGUGACUUGGUACCUCCGAUCACCCAAACAAAUCCCCAAGCACCAAACAACUCCCACAGCUGCGCAAAUUACGAAGGCACUAACCUACAAUUUUGUAGCUGAUCCGCAAGCUGAAAUAGGCAAAAAAUCCUGAACCAGGACAGAUGGCUGCCAAGCAAGCUACCCCGGGAAGCAGUGAGGAUUGUGCAGUGACGGGAUUCUGCAUGGAACUGUGGAACGCGCUGAAGCUAGUUUUUGUGACAAUGCAGCUAGCGAGUCAGCUAGUGAUGUCAUUGUAAGCAGGCUGCGCCGCUGCAAUUUUGCUUCUGUAAUAAAUCUUUGUUUCUUUUGGUUGGGUAUCCAAGGUUGCCUAGCAACAAUGUGGCGACUACGCUCCACAAAUCUAGCUGAUCCGCCAGCUGAAAUAGGCAAAAGGUCCUGAACCAGGACAGAUGGCUGCCAAGAAAGCUACCCCGGGAAGCAGUGAGGACUGUGCCGUGAAGGGAUUCUGCAUGGAACUGUGGAACAUGAAGCUAGUUUUUGCGAGAGUGCAGCUAACGAGUCAGCCAGUGUCCUAAUACAAGGCUGAUAAGCGUUGUUGGGCCAAUGGCCCAUUGAUUCAGAAUCCCACUGCGAGCAGCGACAGAGGCAGCUCCAAUAGGAAAGCUAGGGGAGAAGGAAUUGCCCGGUAUCUGAGCUGAAGUUAUGAUCUGCCUAAGCCAAUCUGUAAGAAUAGUGCGAGUGAGAGGCUGCCAUUCGCAAACAAAAACAAGGGGCCAGACGAAUACCCCCUAGAAGCAGGGAAUAUCAUCAUAGCGUGCACUGCAUAGAGAGGAUGCUUGUCAAGGCCAAUGUGAAUGAAAAGAGCCUUUCCGGGACGGGUCUGUCUUGGAGCCCUUGAUUCGUAUGUGCAAGGAUGAUGCGGCCGAUAAAGAAUCCACUGCAAAGUCCGGGACACUCAAGUGGAGGGAUGACGAGUAGCUAGAUAGGUUAGGUACCAUGAACUCAGACGCACGCAGGAAGCCUAAGUACCCCAGAAACGAGCUGCCCAGAACAUCUGAUGAUCUGGAGGGCCGAGAUCCAAAGACUGCGAGGUAACUAGCAUCAAUUAAUCUCAUCCCUUAUAAGCAGCUGCAUGGACGAAGGAGUACCCUGACAGCACUUGAUGCCAUGAAUGUCCCUUUGCAGGCGGAGACAAUUUGCAAGCAGAUGCGAGCACCCCUGAUCCAUGUGGGGAGCUCUAAAGCCUGAUACAUUAACCUUAAUCAACAAAUGCUGGAGAGUCCUGACCAGAAACACAACAAUUAGACAAGGCAUCCAUUCGUCCAUUAAGCAUGGAGACCUUGAUGGGUGCAAGUUGCCAAGCUGUCAGCAGAAGGAAAUGAAUUUCGCUUGGGCUGACGCAUAGGAAUGCCGAAUCAAGGGAGCCAGGCCAUGAGUACGAAAGGAGUAGCACUGCUGUUCUAAAUCAGGGAAGUCAAGUCGGUAAGCAGGACGAGAACUCCGCAUCGAAGCUGGACAAAGGCUGAGUAUUUGGAGCCAGCUGCCUGGAUUCCUGCCAACGACAAUGAGAGCCAGCAUCAGCACUCUGAUUCAUAACACCUUGCACAUGUUGGGAGAAGCUAUGAUGUACCACUGCGAGCAGCAAAAUGCGAAGCAACCGCAUUAAGCAGGGAACUUUAGAAGUCCUAGCAUUCGAGAUGUGGACGACAGCAUCGUGGUCAGAGCGAAAGAGUCAUGCUUUCAGCCCCAGUGGUGGCACCAAAAAAUGUGGGAAGCAAUUUCUGGCAGGAACAGCUCCUUAUAAGCGAUAGAUUGCUGCUGCUGAGCAGGAACCUGGGACCCAGAAGCCCUUUAGGAACAUUCAAUAGCCCAGUGAUCCAGCUUCAUCCAAAGGAACUGCCACAUCAGCUUUAGGGAGCAAGCCUGGAAGGAGCCAAAAACCAACCCCAUUCCACUGUGACAAGAACUGAUGCUACCAAAGCAAGUCCAGAUGACACUCUCUGUUGAGGCUAAUCAGGUGAUCCUUCUUGUGGAAGCAGCACAAAAGGUCGAUCAUGCAAUGUAGGAAGGCUCUUCCUGGCCACACCACAUUGGCAGCAUAAUGUAGAUGGCCAAAGAGGGACUCCAGUUUGCGUCUGUUGCACCACCUAUGCGGAAGCCAUGAGCUUAUCAGGCUCUGCAAGACCGAUAGUUUGUCUGCUGGCAAGCGGGCAGCUUGAUUGAUAAAAUCAAAUUCAAUUCCCAAUACUACAAGCACCGUUGCAGGGCCCUCACAGUUCUCAAAUGGAGAGCUAGGCCUGGCCAUUUGCAAACUGCUAGCGCGGUACUCAUGUUGUGCACACAGUGUGGGGAGGGGGAGACAGCGGUCACGAAGUCAUUCAGAGUAAAGCAAGACACAAAGCGCCUUUCGCGAAAGAGAAUUGAUAAUUUAGUCAUGUGAUGUCGCCCGGAACACUCGAGGAUCGUAAGCAGAGUCAUUUGGCUUUGGUCAUAACUCUUUCUUUCUAUUGGUUUGGUAUCCGCACUUGCCUAGCAACAGUCAUGACAGCGUCCCAAUUGAGCUCAGCAGCGUGAUGUCAUUGUCAGCAGGCUGCACCGCUGCAAUUUUGCUUCUGUCAUAAAUCUUUCUUUCUUUUGGUUUGGUAUCCAAGAUUGCCUAGCAACGAUGUGGCAACUACGUUCCAACUGACUGAUUUUUUGGCCCGUUUUGGCCGUCAAGAAAUAAUUUUGGCUAGAAACAUUGACUGCAGAAGUACUUUCCAGAAUACAUUGAAGCAAUUUGGGCCAGUAGCUUCAAAAUAAGAGCGAAAAUCGAGAUACAAGGGCAUUUUUCAGUGCAUCUCACUUCGCAGACGAGUUUGUGUAUGUCGCGCGAUAUGGUUCUCCAGAGUGUUUUGUUCAGUUUGGCUUUUUACCGUCGAAACCUUUUUCGUUUUUUUUUUGAAAUCUAGUUUGGAAUUCAAUUCACACCGUGGCCCACCCAAGUGUAUUGGUGUCCUGGUUUCCUCGCCGAUAGAUCAAAGUUUCUGCUCUGUACUGCGGCAAAGGAACAAUAAUUGCAAGCGAAUUGUACUGUUGUGGUGGUUGCAGUUGUUGUUGUUUUUUUUUUUUUCAUAUUGCCGCCGACAUAAUGCUAAAUAUGCUUCCUAAUACACUUUUUAAAAACACCAUACAAAUUGUAAAACAGCAGAAAAAUGAGAGAAAGAACAAAGCAAGGACCUUCACGAUGAUGUUGGCAGUGGGUCGCCCAACCAGUUCCUAGCCUCGCCCGACAGGGCUUAACUUGAAGGGAAGCUACUAAAACAUCGAGUUUCGCGAGGGUUAUUGCGAGAUACGCAUUUAUUAUCUAAAUAAUGAUGCAAUGCACUUGAGUUAAAAAGCAAGGGGUAGAACGCUUGGACAUGAAAAGCUUACCAGUCUCAAAUUUGUUGCGGCUGCAUGCUUGCUAGAGGCCCGAUCGUACGCUAACCACACGCGGCCGGUGAACGAAAAAUGACGUCAACACGAGACAAUACACUAAAAGGCCUCCAGCCAACCGCCAAUAUCGUUCAUACGCCGUUUUGGCUUUUUAGACGCUCGGGGGGAAGGAACAACGGGCGAUACCGGCGGCGAAAAAGUUGACACAAAGAAGGGACAACAAAGUUUGGCCUACCUUGCAAUUGGUUAACCGAUCCGAUGCUGGUAGCAGAAAUUGGUGGGAAACCAAGACUAGACGCAGCCAGAUCCAAAGCUUGAGAAUGCAAACGAACGUCGUGGGAACGCCCCCAGCCACGCUUGAGGCUACCGGAACGCUUAUUGUAGAUGUAGUUUGUUCGGCUGAGAGCGCUGAUUUAACGGCAGCGACCACGGAGGCGCGGCCAAAAAGGCAAAGGACGGCACGUCCGGAACGCUAGUCAGAUGCGAUGGGCUCCCAAACAUCGUUCGCAGAAGAAGGAGGAACUUCUGGGAUGGCACCCGUUGUCAAAGUGGGCAGUCGUGAAUCCAGCGGCAAAAAACCGGCCGCAAGGCUGUUGUUUGUGUUACGUAGAGACAUGCGGCGAGUAGAAAACGGUGUGUAACGGCGAAGACGGCAAGAAUCCACAAUGAUUCGCAAGUAGGCAAACAUUGAUCCGCUACGAUCAGCAAGAAUCCGCAAUGAUUCGCAAGUAGGCAAAAAUUGAUCCGCUACUAUCAGCAAGAAUCCGCAAUGAUUCGCAAGAAGGCUAAAAAUGAUCCGCUACGAUCAGCAAGCAACGGCGAAGACGGCAAGAAUCCGCAAUGAUUCGCAAGAAGGCAAACAUUGAUCCGCGACUAUCAGCAAGAAUCCGCACUGAUUUGCAAGAAGGCUAAGAAAUGAUCCGCUACAAUCAGCAAGCAAAGCUACAAUGCAAAGCAACACUAGCAAAAGGGCACACAAGGAGCCCUGCAAUUCCCCGCGGGCUGCCCCGUAGGUCACAUACUGAAGUGGGAGAAGACUGCUGGCCAACUCGCUCGAGUUUAACUUUGCCUAAAUGAUAUUUAGCCACAUUAAUCCAACAUAAUUAUUCUUUUGAUUUAUUUUGGUCUUGGGUAAGAGACCAGACAAAGUACAUCAUGCACAACCCUUGGUCUUUGGUAUGAUGGGGCCAAAGGCAAUCACCACUCACUCACAUAUUAAAACUGGUUAUGGAAACAGUAAAUCACAACAGGAAGGCUCAUUAAUUUUCUUACCCCCAUAAUCCCAAUGAGGGCAGAAGGAUCUGAUUAUAAUGUUGAUGAUGAUGAUGAUGAUGAUGAUGAUGGUGGUGGUGGUGACGAUGAUUUUAGAGCAAAACAGCUUAAAUGCAAACAUUCCAAAAAACCAGCAAGUAUAAAGAAGUGUUCGUUUAUGCAGUUAAGCUACCCCUCCAAGUUUAUGACUACAUGACUCAUACCUUUGUACAACUUUUGGUAUGCAAGCCAUGGGAGAUAAAGUUUUAUGAUUACAGUGGCUCCAUGGGAGAGAGCCCAGAACCCCCAUGUGGACUACUCAAACUUAAUUCAUGGCUCAACCCAAAUUAGAUAAUUAUGUCAGACUUAUAGUUAUUAAUUCAAACGUCAAUCUUUUCGUGUACUUGAUUGAUGGUAUUAGGUUCAGUACAUGAAAAGUUCAAAGUGUGACCUGGGCCUUAAGCAAUCUAGCAACAACAAGACAAACUGUAUUUCUAAGCAAAUUUGUUUUUUUUUUUCUCUCCAGCCAAGACCAAUGGUCCAUUUGGAAGCCUGAGUGAAACUGUUCAGAGAUCAGCAGUGGAGGUGUUGUUUCACCUCCCAACACUGGAUGGAGAAUUGUUUAAAGUGAUGGUGACUUGUUGCCAAGGAGGUCAUGUCAGUGUCUCUGUCAUGAAGUACAUUCUUCAGGUGCUUCAUUACAGGUUUGUAAAGUCUUGAAUAGCCUAAGAAAACAGCCAAAAUUUGGUGACAUUACCACUGUUUUUAACAAUAAUAAAAAAUAAUGGCAAUCUUUAUACAGGGAGCUCAAUUCGCAACGAGUGAUAUUCAGUGAGGCCCUGUAUAGCGAAAGAAAAAUAUAUAGAUACAUUUGUAAAAGAAUACCUAAUAGUAAUAAUAAUAUAAGCUACAGGUUAAAAAUGUAAAAAAUUGAUACUUCGAGGCCAUUUAGAGAUCCAAAACACUUUCUCAAAGCUAAACUUAGAAGUCUGAAUCCUUACGUCUAAUUUAACAUUGAAGAAGAUGCAAUGCACAAACUCUUGUUAAUCAAGCAAAAACCUAAAUAAGUUGAUUGAUUUUGCUCAAUUUUGCUAUUUCUUAGAAAAAUAUAUCAUGUGAGGCAUCUACUAGACAAGAAGGUUUUAUCUGAGAGGGGUUGUCUAUUUAUGAUAAUAACAAUUUCAAAAUCUGAUUGGUACACUCUUACACUUCUCCUCAGGUCUCCUUGUUACCAUGGAUGUUUGUCUUCUCCAGCUGCAUUUUCCCUUCCAUUAUACCUUAGUGGCCUGCUAAGUAUAGCAAUAGGUAAGAUGAUAAGCCACAUGUAAGUGCUGCAAUGAGGAGGGCCUUUGGAAAUGUCCAAAGAGUUCCAAACAUCAGGAGCAAAGUUUAAAGUUGUCCAUUGUCCCCAUCUUUGAGUGAUAAAAGCUGUAUGGAUGUCUGCUUAUCUGCUAUUACAGUCAAACCUGGCUUCACGGACACCCACUCAAUACGGAGACCUCAUUAUUUACAGACAGUUUGCUUUGUCCCUGGGGAAGGAGAGGCCUUACAUUUUCUCUGAAUUCAACUCGCUUUUAAUAUUUAUUAAAAUACAGACACUUUCUAUGGUCAGCUCAGUGUCCGUAAUAACUGUGGGAGUUUGACAGUGUAUAGUUAUGACAAAAGCUAAAUCUUCUUUUUAAAUGGUUUGAAACAUUUCACAUUUUUGUUGAGCUAUUAGGGUUGGAGAAGUAAAACAUGGCCUAAAAUGUAGUUUUCCUAGCCAUCAGGUUUGGGUUUUUUUAACCCAUUUGUGAGCCUAAGCAAUGGGAUAUAAUUGCAAUUGUCCUAAAAUCAGUGUAAUAGCAUUUUACCAUUUAUUAACGAACUGAGUGACAUUGUGGGAAAAUUUGAUUUUGUUUACUUCUUAACAACGACAGUGUGAUAAACUCAUUUACCAUCAAACUACCUGAUAUCCUUGCAGUCGUGGUUGAUUUAGAUUUUAUUAGCUCUGGUUACCUUAAUAAUCCACCGUUAUGCCAUGGAAGAAUGUUUUACCCAAUUUUGCCCUAAUCUGUUGCUUCUCUCUCAACUUCCUGUAAUAAUAUAUUUUACUAUUCCUGGAUUACAGGUUUUUCUAGACAGCAGCUGAGAGAAUAUCAGGAUGCCAAGAUAGAAGAGAAGACCUUCCUCAAGCUUACUGAAUUGAAGUGGGUUUUUUUAUACAAUGUACUGUUUAAUUUAUAUUUUCCUUGUCCUUUAUGAGGCCUACACUUAUCUCCCCCCCCCCCCCAAUCCCCUAAAAGAACUAACAAAAGAUCAUACCACCUUCCUACAAUUCAAAUGCAGUUUAUGAAAAAUUAAGAAAAAAAUUAAAUUCCUUUCUUUUUUUCUUUUUCCAUUUACAAUAAAAGAAAAUUAUAUUCUUUUUUUAUGCUUAAACAAACCCGCUGAAAAAAAAGUAUUAUGAUAUUUCUGGGAUAAAAGUUUUUUCUGAAAGGGAGCGAGAAAAAAUCAAGGAUGCCAGAUGAUAAAAAAAACCCUCCUCCAACUUUAUUGAGUUGAGGGGGGUUUUUUUUUAAAUUGACUUUUUUAAUUUCUUUUUCCUUUUUCCUUAUGAGGCCCCCCCUUAGCUCCCCCCCCCCCCCGACUCCCAAAAAGAACUCUACAGAGUGCAUACAGCUCUUCUUCAAUUUAAAUGCUGGUUAUAGAAAAUUAUGUAAAAAUAUUAAUCUCUUUCUCUUUCUUCUUUUCCAUCUAUAAUAACAGAGAAUGUAGUUUUGUUAUCCUGGAAGAAAAAAAGCAGGUAAAAAUAGUGACUUACUAUAAUUAUUUUGUUAACAGGCCAGACCUUUCAAUUUUGUGUUCAAAAUAUGAAAGCUUGAUUAUUCCAGAGGUUCUUUUCCUUUAAUUUACAGACUGAGCAAAGUGGAAUAGAGCCACCUGAUCUUCUGCAGAGUGAUGAACAUACACUUGGAGAGGAACAUCAAAUUAUAUUGCAGGUACAUGUAGUUUUAUUUUCACAUCAGUUUCCUUCUGCUUUCUAAGACCCCAUCUACACAGUCCAGAUAAAUUUUUGAAUGGACAAAAACUUGCACGGAUCCAUCUUUUGUUUAAACGGACCCAUAGAACUGGGCGUCUUUUUGACCUGAUCAGAAGUUGGUCAAAAUUUUUAACCAGUUCAGUUCCACUUAGUUUAUGCAGACUCGUGUUCACACCUGAACAAUGCAAGUUUUUGCUCAGUUUUUGGAGCCUAGUCACAUGCAUGAUGAAGAAGUAAUUCCAAUGUUGACACCAACCACAAAAAUUUGUAUGGAUUCAUGUAAACACUACUUAAACAGAAUUUUACCGCUGUUGUGCAAACAGAUUGCACAGGUAAGAAAUUCCUCCGUUCAAAAAUUUGUCCAGACCCGUGUUAAACAGGGUCUAAAUUGCUGUAAUCAUGUCUACUUUGCAUCCAUUCAGGUAUAUUAUUAAUUUUCACCGACUUUCACUGACUCUUGUUGUCAAGUUUUUCACUCAAAUUUGUUACUUUUUUUUAGGCUGUUUGUGAAUGCUACAGACAAUGUAAACAGUCCAACCUUCUGUUACAGUACAUGACUUCACCAAUGGAGACAUUAAUGGUGAGAUUCCUUUGUAGAUGAAUAGGGACCUUAAGAUCCGAGGACGGCGACGGCAGAGAAAACGUCGCUGAAAAAGUGAAUUCGCGUUCUUUCAAUCUUCAUCGCGACUACUCCAAGUCACUAACUUUGUCAAAUGUAGGUUAACGCUCCCAAAGGUAAAUUCCUAAGAACCAUAUUCAAGUUCAGAAAGAGAGAGGAAAUUUCGUCGUUGCUUGUGUACUUCCUCUGUCAAUGUGAAAAUAGGCAUUUUCACGUCGUAGUCGUGCAGUGACGGCAAAGAAAUGAACAAGAAAGCGUGAUGCACGUGCAAAAUUGUUCUUUUGCUAAUUAAACCUAUUGCUUUUGUGGUGUUCCAGUUGCCGUCGCCGUCGGCGGAUCUUAAGGUCCCUAAUGUCUUUUCUAUGUAGGGCUAAAAGUGUAUUAUUUUGCAGAAUUGAAAUGUCUUGCUCGUUACGCCAGCUUUUUACUAUUUAUUCAACGAUGAUUUUCCACAAACACUGCUGAUUUAAAUGAGCAUUAUUUUUGCUUUCUUCAGGAAGAUUUCAAAGUUCUUCCAUUGUCAUCAGUGCACAGCCUUCUGUGUAUCAUUAAAUGGUCAGUGUCUUAACUUAAUCCACACUUAGGAUUUGUAAACCCAAAAAUGGUCUUUCCGUUUGCAGUGAAGUCAUCAAGUGUAACCGUACACAGUUUCUGUAGUACUGUUUAUUGUAAAUAUGCUGUUGAUAUGGCUCUAGCCUGCGAACGCAGAUAUCCUCAGGUCAUCGCUUCCCUCCACCCGAUAAAUUCCUGUUGGAAGUGACAACCAAAAAUACCUCUGCAUUCACAGGCUACAGUGGCUCAGACGCUAUAUGUAGAUGAGACUGGCAAAACUGCAGUUCAGUCUCCACACUUUUUAACCUGUGAAAACAGCCCUCUCUCUCUCUUCGCUACUUGAGCAAGGGGAGAUGGCUGUAUUUGCAGAACACAUACUUUUGUUUGCUUCUGUUUACAUGAAAAAACUGAUUUUAAAGUUUUUAAAGACAUUAUCUCUUACCAGUCUGUCACAUGUAGGGAGCAGAACAGCCUUACCAACAUUACCUUGUCUGUAUUGAACAAUAUUCUGCAUAGGGAUGUGCGACAGACAUUAAGAUGUGGCCAGUUAAGAGUGCGUUUUUCCUGUGCACACAUUGCUUUUAGGUUGUACUCUCAAGUUCGUUCUAACUUGAGAAACCCUUUUGCAUAAAGUGCUGAACUGUAACUAUCCAUUGAAGAUCCUUUUGAGACGCACUUUAGCUCGUUCACUCCUAAUACUUAAUAGUAUCCAAAGGAAAAAAAACACAACGACGCUUUCAUUUCUUUUGGUAAAAUCCUAAUAAUUAUUUUUAUAGUACUACGCAAAAGUUCUGCCUUUUUUUAAUUCGUGUGACGUUUCUUUGGAGUAAAAUUAGGGACUUUUCUUUCUUAUGACUUGAAAAAUUAACGUUUUGUUGUUUUCAUGCUUAGCUUAUUGGAACUAGCUGCAGAACCAGGAUCUACGAGCAGGAGUCACCUUUUGCCGGCGAAGAUGAUGUCAAAUCUUGCCCAACUUUGCCUGGUUUGUUUCCAGUACUGUACGACCCAUGGGUCAUGCACUGAGGGUCUUUCUGGGGAUUCUUCAACUUCGAAAAUACUGCUGUUUGAUGCAGUUGUGCAAUUGCUUCUCACCGAGCCGGAAAUAAUCAAAGAUAUGCUUUCACUUCUGCUGAAUAUCGUCUCUGGUAAGGGAGAACGAGUGAUAAGAGAACAACCGGGAGAUAAUAGGUUGAAUUCAGGGAACGUAUAGUCUGCUACACAACCGUUUUUAGAGUCGUCACGCAACGCUCCUCUAAAAACGGCUAUGUAGCAGACUAAGAAACGUAAGGCCUCUUAUCAUUCGAAGCAAAUUUUUCUUUCUUUUCAUUGGCCAAGAGCCCACCACGUGACCUGCAAAUAACUGCCUACAAAUAAUGGUCUGCUCAUGCGCUUCGGCCUUCGGCAAAUAAUUGAUCUGCUCGCCACAGACAAAUCACGAUAUUUUGCUCAACCUCGUCCAAUAAUUGUUAAUCAUUUGAGGAAAGAAUUUAUUCGAGUUAAUAUGUAUUGAAUAUUUCUUACAGAGAACUCUGAAGCUGUGAAGCAGAACAGUGGAGCCAUACUCACGAAGAUGUUAAGCUGUGACUUGAGAAAGAUCCUUCUUCGGUUCGCGGAUAUUGUGCACCAAAUUGUGCCCCGUAUCUUGGUAAGAGUUUCACCCCAGAACGCUUUCUUGAAACUAUCUUCAGCAUUUAGUAACUAUAGCGCGUUAUUUUAAUAAUCUAUAAUUACACUGAAUCAACUCAUUAGUCCGCCAUAACUUAAAUGUUUUGGCAGAAAAUAUUGACAUCAAAAUAACUUUGUCUAAGUGNAAGAUGUUAAGCUGUGACUUGAGAAAGAUCCUUCUUCGGUUCGCGGAUAUUGUGCACCAAAUUGUGCCCCGUAUCUUGGUAAGAGUUUCACCCCAGAACGCUUUCUUGAAACUAUCUUCAGCAUUUAGUAACUAUAGCGCGUUAUUUUAAUAAUCUAUAAUUACACUGAAUCAACUCAUUAGUCCGCCAUAACUUAAAUGUUUUGGCAGAAAAUAUUGACAUCAAAAUAACUUUGUCUAAGUGUCUUGACAUUUUUAAUAGAUUUCAACGUAGUUCACUUUUUGAAUUUUUAUUUAUUUGAUUGCUGGAGAAUCUGAUUUAUUGAUUAAGUGGCUGAUAAUUAUCGUAAAUUAUUUUUCAGUGCCCGGCCGAGCACCCUGUGUCCCAUCUGAGCCAAUGCCUUGCAGAUCUUCGUUACCAGUAUUCUUUAUUUAAAGUGGAAGCGGGUUUAAGUUAAAGCGCCACACAUCCAAAGUUUGAUGGAUUUCCACAUACGAGUUCUCGCGGAAAUGCGUAAAGUGCAAUCAAUGUUUACCGUGUUCUUGCGUCGUCUUCAAAUAUGCUGCAUUGACAUGGGAACUGUAAUAAAGGUUUCAAAUUUAAAA
Porites evermanni is the source of this 18171-nucleotide messenger RNA. Lineage: Eukaryota; Metazoa; Cnidaria; Anthozoa; Scleractinia; Poritidae. The record is from the annotation of a GenBank genome assembly.